Messenger RNA from Symphalangus syndactylus (siamang), 1111 nucleotides. RefSeq names its product putative gametogenetin-binding protein 1. The record is from RefSeq and is a predicted model, not a curated record. Lineage: Eukaryota; Metazoa; Chordata; Mammalia; Primates; Hylobatidae.
GAGUAGCUGGGACUACAGGCGCCCGCCACCACGCCCGGCUAAUUUUUUGUAUUUUUAGUAGAGACAGGGUUUCACCGUUUUAGCCAGGAUGGUUUCGAUCUCCUGACCUCGUGAUCCGCCCGCCUCGGCCUCCCAAAGUGCUGGGAUUACAGGCGUGAGCCACCGCGCCCAGCCGCACUCCCCUUUCUUGUUUGUUUUUUUUUGAGACAGAGUCUCGCUCUGUCGCCCAGGCUGGAGUGCAGUGGCGCGAUCUCGGCUCACUGCAAGCUCCGCCUCCCGGGUUCACGCCAUUCUCCUGCCUCAGCCUCCCGAGUAGCUGGGACUACAGGCGCCCGCCAACACGCCCGGCUAAUUUUUUGUAUUUUUAGUAGAGAUGGGGUUUCACCGUGUUAGCCAGGAUGGUCUCGAUCUCCUGACCUCGUGAUCCGCCGACCUCGUGAUCCGCCGGCCUCGGCCUCCCAAAGUGCUGGGAUUACAGGCUUGAGCCACCGCGCCCGGCCGCACUCCCCUUUCUUAACCUUUUGGGACAAGCUCCGUCCUGCUUCCUGUCUUGCCUAGGGGUGGGGUGGGGCUGCAGGCCUGGGGUCCUCCUGGGCCUCCUCACGUGCUCAGAGACUGGCUGGACUCCUCUCCAAGGUUUGCCCAGUGAGGAGAAAAGCUAGGAAGAGAAAAUGAAGGAAGAGGACAGCUCAUUCAAGCUCUGUGUCCCAGGCAUUGUUGUCCUCCAGUCGCCACUGAACAAGGCUUUCAGAUCCACAGACACAGUGGGUUUCCUGGAGUCAGAGUUGAAGAAGCUUCUGGGAAUGCAGCAAGUGUCCCACCUCUGGAAGCUAGGCAGCCAAGAGGGCCGAGAGCUGCUUACCUGGCCAGAGAUCACCCUGGUGGAGGGGGAAGGUUAUGAGGUGCAGAGAAGACUGAGGCAUCUUCCUUCACCCACUUCUGCCCCCCAGUGCCUGCUUCUUGAGGAGAAGGAUGAGAUGGGAAACUGGCAUCCGGAGUGAAGCCGGUGCUGGCCCUGAGUCUGCCCUGCUCAGAUCCCCGGAGCUAGUACAUGGGGGUAUCUCUCUUCUUAGGGUACAUCUAAGGAGCCCCUGUGGCCAGCGGGUCUUGA